CCAAGUGAGCGCUUUUUAACCUGAAGAAGCAAAAGACGAAACAAAAAACAGAAAACACAAAAUGCAAACUCAACUGUUCUUGAUAACGUUUGUCGUAUUAGCAUCAUUUCUCGUACAUCCUCGACUCUGUUCUCCUACCUGUAGUUUCCCGGCGAUCUUCAACUUCGGCGACUCUAAUUCCGACACAGGAGGUCUCUCUGCCGCCUUCGGACAAGCCCCUUACCCGAAUGGCCAAACCUACUUCCACUCACCUUCCGGUCGGUUCUCAGAUGGUCGACUCAUCGUUGACUUCAUAGCGGAGGAGUUAGGCUUGCCAUACCUAAACGCUUUCCUAGACUCCAUCGGCUCAAACUUCAGCCAUGGUGCGAACUUCGCCACCGCUGGAUCCACCGUCCGGCCACCGAACACCACCAUUUCUCAGAGCGGUGCGAGCCCAAUCUCUCUCGACGUUCAGUUGGUUCAGUUCUCAGACUUCGUCACUCGAUCACAACUCAUUCGCAACCGAGGUGGCGUGUUCGGGCAUUUACUUCCGAGGAAAGAGUAUUUUUCUCAAGCAUUGUACACAUUCGACAUUGGUCAGAACGAUCUCACUACUGGAUUAAAACUCAACAUGACAACAGAUCAGAUCAAGGCUUACAUUCCAGAUGUUCUCGAUCAGCUGUCUAAUGCCAUUCGUAAGGUGUAUAAGAGUGGAGGAAGAAGAUUUUGGAUACAUAACACAGCUCCAAUUGGUUGUUUACCUUAUGUUUUGGACCGGUGGUCCGUACCGGCAUCUCAGAUUGAUAAGCACGGUUGUGCAAUUCCGCGCAACGAGAUUGCUCGGUAUUACAACUCAGAGCUCAAAAAGAGAGUGGUUGGGUUAAGAAAAGAUCUGUCUAAAGCUUCAAUCACUUAUGUUGAUGUCUACUCUAUCAAGCUUACUCUCAUCACUCAAGCCAAGAAACUUGGUUUUAAAGAUCCUCUGGUUGCUUGUUGUGGACAUGGUGGGAAGUACAACUUCAACAAACUCAUCAAAUGUGGAGUUAAAUAUAUGGUGAAAGGGAAAGAGACUGUGCUUGCUAAGUCUUGUGACGACGUGGCGGUUAGAAUAAACUGGGACGGCGUGCAUUUCACUGGAACUGCAAACCGUUGGAUCUUUCAGCAGAUAAACAGCGGAGUGUUUUCAGAUCCUUGUAUUCCUCUCAAGUUUGCCUGUACAAGAUAGAUAUCAAUCAUAUGGCUAAAGUGCCCUUUGAAAAUGGGGACAGAUAAAUUUGCUUGUAUGUACCAUUUGCGAAAUCAGCUCACGAAAAUGAAAUGGCAACUAUAUAUAUAAUAUUAUAUUUGAA
This is a messenger RNA of Brassica oleracea var. oleracea, 1328 nucleotides long. RefSeq names its product GDSL esterase/lipase At3g26430. Bases 62 to 1204 code for a protein of 380 amino acids. Gene Ontology annotation, molecular function: hydrolase activity, acting on ester bonds. Lineage: Eukaryota; Viridiplantae; Streptophyta; Magnoliopsida; Brassicales; Brassicaceae. The record is from RefSeq and is a predicted model, not a curated record. The transcript is spliced from 5 exons.